AAUAUAUAGGAACGAUGCGUCUGGUUGAACGAUUGUUGUUGUUGCUUUCCCUCCUGUUGAUGGAUAAUCGAGUGAAAGUUAUUUUACCGAAAGUCACCAACACCAUCCCCGUAGUUCGGUGGAGUUCUUAUUCGCGAUCGAGCAGCUCGACUUCCUCGUCCUCGUUUUUAUCCUCGUUGUCAUCGUUCAAGGAGGAGGAUUGCGCCGGAUGCGCGCAAAACAAAGUUGGCCUGAUCACCGUCACGGAUCCAAUUCUAACGGAGCUAAGAGUCGAAUAUGUCAAACAACAAAUCCUCAAGAAGCUACGGCUUUCCAAACCGCCAGAGAUAUCGAUGCCGCUCUCGACCUUGCCAAAGCCUCUGAUAAAUGGCCGUGUGCUCGAACUUCGACCCGGAGCGCCACUCGAACCGGAAAAAUCAGUCGACAGUUUUUACGGAAAAACCGAUCAGAUUGUCGUCUUUCCAAACGAAGGUAUUGCCGAUUCGAAAAAGUGCCGGCAAAGAUCGAACCAUUUGACGGCGUGCUUCACGUUUUAUCUACCGAACGAAAUGCAAUUUGUGGACGUGACCUCGGCGCAACUUUGGUUUUACAAGGAGUACGACGAGAACGACGACAGGAAUCAAACUUUCGUACUCUCUGAACUCGAUCAUUGGGAUUUGUAUGGAAACUUUGAAAAAAACAUGAUCAUGGCCAUCUUCGAAACAGAUAUCAGAGAGGGAUGGGUCAAGGCCGACGUAAGCUUCACCUUGAAGAAAUGGGUGAAGGAGCUUCGGUUAAACCACGCGAUACAGAUAGCUUGCAGCACUUGCUCGAUCGACCGAGAUACAGCGCCUGUAUCCAUUCGACGAACUUUGAAACCUUUCCUCGUCAUACACACAUCCCCGUUACCGCAAAAAAACAGGCCGAAGAGAAACUCGAAUUGCUUGCCGGAAAUGAAGGAGUGCUGCAGGGACGAACUCUACAUUAAUUUCGAAGACAUCGGUUGGAGCGAUUGGAUCCUCCAUCCAAACGGAUAUCACGCUUACUUCUGCCGUGGAUCUUGUUCUUCCGCAGCUUCGUUAACCAUCAGUGGAUCUCUCUACAAUAAUGUGAUCAGAAAGUUAUUGAGCAAAAAUGGGAAUACGAUACAUCGAAAGAACGAGAUAGUUCCAUGCUGUUCACCUACGCAAUUAUCGCCGAUUCAAUUGCUCUACGUUGAUUCGAACAAUACGAUUACGCAGAAAACGUUGCCGAACAUGGUAGUCGAAGCGUGCGGUUGUAUGUGAUUUCGAUCGAAAAAUCGAAUCAAUUCUUUACGAUAAUGCAUGAUGCAAUCCUCCAGCUUCUUUCAAUUUUCAAACUUCGUUGUACGUAUGUACCUGCCUCGUUCGUUACGAGUAGACAUGCGCGUGUGUACAAAAUUCUCCAAUGUUGAAUAUGAGAAUAGUACGUAAGUUUGCGACUUGUGGAAUUAAGAAAAUAACUAAGAAAACGUUAUAUUUAAAUCGACGAAAAAUCGUCUUCCAGAAAGGUCAGAAAUUAUUGUGCGAAAAUAGAGCCGAGAAUGUGUACGUGCAUAAAUUGAUCUUGGCUUUGAUAACGAACGAAUUGUCGUGUUAUAUUA
This is a messenger RNA of Apis dorsata (giant honeybee), 1603 nucleotides long. It is a transcript of the gene daw, whose product is annotated as inhibin beta C chain. Gene Ontology annotation, molecular function: growth factor activity; cytokine activity. Gene Ontology annotation, biological process: SMAD protein signal transduction; BMP signaling pathway. The record is from RefSeq and is a predicted model, not a curated record. Gene Ontology annotation, cellular component: extracellular region. NCBI's taxonomy places the organism in Eukaryota, Metazoa, Arthropoda, Insecta, Hymenoptera, Apidae. The transcript has 4 exons. Bases 15 to 1265 code for a protein of 416 amino acids.